AUGCUGUUUUUUACAUCAAGUAUUCUGGCAUUAAUUGCAUUUGUAUGCGCCAAUUACGAACGAGUUCUCCUCAUUCCCAAGAAAUGCAAUGAAGAUCCGGGUGAAAUUUGUAAGCUGAAUGGAAAAAUGGGUGUUAUGGCAACCGCACGUAAUCUGCCGCUUCUAAUCAACCUUUUGCAAAGAAACAAGAUCGAUGCAGCUGCUGUGUCUGGUUGGAAUGGCACUUCUGGGAAUUUUGUUCUGCGGUCUAAUGGUGCUCUUGCACCUUACGAGCCGUUGACUAAUCAAGCAAGUUAUGCCUUUUGCUAUGGAUCGUGUUCGUUGGGUUAUUCUGAUAAAAUGUCGGCUCAACCGGCGUAUGUGGCUUACCACCAGCGAAACAAAGAAUCGACUGGCGGUUAUGGACGCUAUCAAGCUUACGAAAAACCAUGGGCUUCAUCUUACAAUGAGUAUAGCAAAGCAUCAGGUGUUUAUAAUGAGCCAUGCAUUCCGAUCUGUCCACCGUAUGAGAGAGAACCAUGCAUUCCGAUCUGCCCGCCAUACAACAAAGAGCCAUGCAUUCCGAUCUGUCCGCCUUACCAGCCUUAUGAGCCAUGCAUUCCGAUCUGUCCACCGUAUAACAAGGAGCCAUGCAUUCCGAUCUGUCCGCCUUACCAGCCUUAUGAGCCAUGCAUUCCGAUCUGUCCACCGUACAACAAAGAGCCAUGCAUUCCGAUCUGCCCACCAUACAACAAGGAGCCAUGCAUUCCGAUCUGUCCACCAUACAACAAAGAGCCAUGCAUUCCGAUCUGUCCGCCUUACCAGCCUUAUGAGCCCUGUAUACCAAUUUGUCCACCUUAUCAGCCUUACGAACCUUGUAUACCAAUUUGUCCACCUUACCCAUAUCCACCUUACCCGUUCCCACCAUACAUUCCGGAAAAGAUUCCAAAAAUACCAUGUCCAUGGGAGAGACCAUUUCCCCUCAAAAAGAAAUGUAAAAGAUUUCCGCAACGUGAAAAAAUGGUUAGUUACAAUCCUAUCCAGCCAACCAAAGGAGAUACUGUCUCUUUUACCCAGGAAUGUAUUUCUACAGAGAAAAAAUACGUAAUUGAUGAAGAGGACCUUGGAACUGACCAAAGAGUGAAAGUUACGGAAAUUACCGAUGUAGAAUCUGAGAGAACUAGGUUGCUGCUGCUCGCUUCGUUCCAAUCAGGAGGACCAACACUUGAUGUGCCGUUUAUCCUACGAUUCCCGAAGAUACUGCUUGCACUAAAGAACUAUCUGCAGACCACGCUAAAAGCACACAGUCCUUGUCUUUAUACGAACAAAAAUGGAGAUAUCUUUGUGAUACUGAAUAACGUGCUGAAUAGAGUUGAUUUCGGUAAAAAACCUGGUGUAGUCCCGGCAAUGCCAUUGGUUCCUUCGUUCCGUGUGCCUCGACCGCUGAAUGCAGUCGCUGCACCACCAUCACCGAAACCUGCACCGAUAGUACCAAUCAAAUACGAAUUUACACCAAUUACAGGAUCGGCAUUGACAUCUCUGGUCCAAAUGGGGUUGUAUAGUAUCAUGUUCACGAAUACGAUCACACAGAUGUAAUCGACAGUAAAUAAAGUACCUUUGGAAAAAAAUGUUUUU
Molecule: messenger RNA, 1614 nt
Organism: Vavraia culicis subsp. floridensis
Lineage: Eukaryota; Fungi; Microsporidia; Pleistophoridae
Exons: 1
Coding region: 1-1575 (524 amino acids)
Source: RefSeq, a predicted model, not a curated record